CUCACUUUUAUAUACUCUUUUAAAUUUUACCCGAAAAUAACCGGCUUAGUCGUUCCCCUGGACUUCGCCUGAGAGCUUUGCCUCGCCUCGCAGGAGGAAGAGUGAUAACGGAGGAGAGGAGAGGAUUUUGAGUGAAGGAUGAGAGAAGCGACCUGAAGUGAUCUCGUGAUUAGAUCGAUCGAUGGAUUUCUCAAGACUCCUCUUAAGAGAGAGGGGGAGAGGCGAAACCAUGAAUAACGGAAUAACGGAAGAGAGAAUAUAGAAUAUAGAACAAUAUAGAUCGGUCGAAACGAUUUCUGGUCGACAAUGGCGUUUCGAUCCCUUCUUCGAGCUUGGAGAAGAACUUUCCCCCUUUGAACGAACGUUAUCGAUUAAACACUGGUCGGAGGACGAGAAAUUCGAAUCAUUUCGAAGAGGGAAAGGAAAGGAAAUUGUUUGGAGGAAGGAUGGUGUCGUCCGAGUUUCUAGUGAUUUUUCUUGCCGCGCUGCGCACCGUUCUAGGGACAAAAGACGAUCUCGACGAUCCGAAUACGUGCUCGAGGAACAAAAGUUUGUUCGAGAUCCCUGGUGACGCUGUUCUAUCCGUGUUCUUAAAUAUCAAUCACGGUCCCUAUUGCAACGUGACGAGCGAUACCGGGCUGCAAGAAGUGGUCACCGCCUCAUACGUGGUCCAUCUAUUGAACAAGUACGAAUUCAUUCCUGGAUUCUCAUUGGGUUUGAAGAUCUUGGACACUUGUUUCGACGAGACGACCGUGUACAAACAAGCGUUGCAAACAACCGUGGACGCCGAUUGCCGGACGGACCGCUACGACAUGGGAAUAUUAUUACCGUCCGAGUACGCAACGAUAAUGGAACCGUUGCGCAAUUACAGCGUUUCGCCGAUCGCCACGUACGACGGGGAAAACUUGACGAGGCCGUUGAUCAGUCUGAUGGUCCAUUAUGUGAGCACCAGGUUCGAGACGAUCGAUCUGCUAUUGGCCGGCCACGACUCGGCGUUGAACAUAUUCCUGGACACGGCAAGGGAGGCGGGGAUCUGCGUGAAAAAUUACGGGGACAGUUUGGAGCUGGAGGGGGAUGAGACCGAGCCGGUGAUCGCCGUGAUCGGGCGGAGGAGCGACAUUCGACAGUGGAUAGAGAGGGGGGAGAGGCUGGAAGAAUCGAGGAAAACUUGGAUAGCACUGGCCCUCGAUGGAUCGAACGUGGACGAUCUGGUUCCCUCGGGUUCGUACGCGGUAAGGACAUCGCCGCUCGACCCGGACCUCCUCCAAGACGUCUCGUCGCCGAGCGCGUUCCUCGAGGCGGCCGCCAAUCACGUAACACGUUCCCCGCAUUUGCUGGGUGUCGGUAAAGCGGUGCUCGAGCUCGCCCAAUUGUUGCAAGAUAUUCGUAAGCGGAACUGUCCACGGGCGACGGCCGCGUUGUGCGCGAUGCAACGCUUCAACCCGGCCUCGAGGCAGGAAAUGAGGAACGCAGACGUGUACAGCACGCUACGAAUAAGUGCGAGAUCGCACUCGAUCAGGUACUCGGUGGCGAUGAAGAGUCAACGAGACGUGGUCGACAUGGCAGCGUACAACGUGGAGCCGGUUAAUAUGAAGUUCAGAGUGUCGCCCGAGUCGAGGAUGCCCAGGAUGCCGAGGCUGUGCUUGAAGAAGUACGCGAGGAACUGCGACGGAUGCGCCAAUUUCAAGAAAAGAUUCGGACCUCGCGGCGCGAGCAAAGACACGCUCGACAGGGGUGUGUUAAAGGCGGGCAACUGGGUGCCAAUCUUCCUCACGGUGGUCGUGUGCGGCACGUUCGCCUGCGGCGCGAUCGCCGUCUUCAUCAUCUACCGUUUCAUGGUCGAGGACGUCCUCGACGGGAAUCCAGUGUUGACGAUCGUCCUGAUACUCGCCAACGUGUUCACUCUCCAAACCGUGCUUCCGUUCUGCAUCAACGACGACUACUUGGGGGGCGAACGGUUGAACUCGAGGAAGAUACUCGCGACGACCCUCGCCUUCGGAUUGGACUUCUCCCUCAUGUUGACGAGGGCCUUCUUCCUCGUCUUCUCCAAGGGAGGCGUCUUCACCGCCCACAUAAACGGCCACCUUCAAGGGCUCAUGGUGUUCUUCAUGUUCUUCGUCCAGGUCGCCAUAUCCGUCAUGUUCUUCGCCCUCAGCAACCACGACUCGGCUGUAAUUAUGAGAAGCCUGAUAUUCAUCGCUCUUCUGGGAUACGAUAUAUUCCUACUGAUCACACUGUUCGUCGUGUGCUUCUUCAUCUUCCAAUUGCCGCGCAAUUAUCGGGAGGGCAAGUGUUUCUUCGGCACAUCUAUCGGCCUAUUAAUCGCAUGGGCCGUAUGGCUCACCUGCUUCAUUCUCGUGGAGCCGGAAUAUCGCGACACGGUGGUGUCCCUCGGCAUCAUAUCCACCGCUUAUCUCAUCAUUAUAGGGAUACUGAUACCGAGGACGUAUUACAUGGUAACGCAUCUUGCAAGGGGGAAGAAGUUCGGGCAGAGAUUCGAGUCGACCGAUCUCGCGCCCGACUCGAGGAUCGACAUAAUUGGCAGGCAGAGUCGCCCGUUUUACGAUUACGUGCACUCGCGUGGGGGAAGUACGACCAAUUUGCACGUGACACCCACCAUGUAUCCAAACUAUUACGGAAGCUCGAGUCCAGGCCAAAAGUAUCUAGGAACAGCGAGCAGAAGAAUUCCCGGAUACAACAAUUACGGAUACCAUUCGGAGAUGCGGGAAGUGAAUAACUCUUACUCGAUACCGCAAGUCUGCAUCGAGGAUGCGGACUCAAGAAUCGACGAAAGCGCGACUUACGCGCGGCCUAAGAGCAACCGGAAGAGGAGGGGCAAAGGGGAGAAGGAUUGCAUCGAGACGGACGUUUACGUGGAGAGCAACGUGUCGACGUGCCGCAGAUCGAACAACGAAUCUCCGUAUCCAAGCAGAUCGAACAGCCCCAGGUUGGCCCAAGUCGAGGCGACUAUCCGCGAGGAGGAGGAGGGGAACGAGGAGACGAGCAGGAUCACGCGAUUUUGAACGUUUCGAGGAGAGACUCAUCGAACGUGAUUUAUUAUUAUAUCUAUUUUCCUCGACGAGAAGGAUUUUAAAUUUUUUUAAAUUUUUCUCGCGUCUUGUCUUUCGAAACUGAUCCUGAUCGAUUAGAGAUUUUUUUUCUUUUUUUAAUUGCACGCACGUUUGUACUUAUUAUUAGGAAUUGUAAGAAACAAUUGUCGUAGCCGAUAGAUCUUCGCCUUUAAAUCCGUCGUCUAAGUGAAUCUAGUCAAUGAAUAGUGUGAAAGUUUUUUUCAACUGUCAAUAAGAUAACGUUAUAUAAAAGUGACAAAUCGUGAGUGAGUAUAAAAAUGAAAAAUAUAUAAAGAAUCGAGGAAUGGAGGAAGGGACCACGAGGUUUUUAAUUAUAUCAUAAUUAAACGAAAAGUAUUAUAAUAUUUAUUGCGUAUUUAGCAAUACGUUUAUAAUUAACAAAGAUACAUAAAGUGUAUAAGAUGAA
Molecule: messenger RNA, 3498 nt
Organism: Apis laboriosa (Himalayan honeybee)
Lineage: Eukaryota; Metazoa; Arthropoda; Insecta; Hymenoptera; Apidae
Gene: boss
Product: protein bride of sevenless
Exons: 9
Coding region: 447-3023 (858 amino acids)
Biological process (GO): G protein-coupled receptor signaling pathway; visual perception
Cellular component (GO): membrane
Molecular function (GO): adenylate cyclase inhibiting G protein-coupled glutamate receptor activity; sevenless binding
Source: RefSeq, a predicted model, not a curated record